This is a messenger RNA of Eucalyptus grandis, 1868 nucleotides long. RefSeq names its product protein IQ-DOMAIN 14. The coding region runs from base 238 to 1575 and encodes 445 amino acids. The record is from RefSeq and is a predicted model, not a curated record. Gene Ontology annotation, molecular function: protein binding. Lineage: Eukaryota; Viridiplantae; Streptophyta; Magnoliopsida; Myrtales; Myrtaceae. The transcript is spliced from 3 exons.
CGUCGCCGUCGCCUCCAAGGCUCCACCCGACAUCUCCGAAAAUCUCCAUCCCCGAUUGCUCGCCUUCUCUCUCUCUCUCUCUCUUUCCCUAUUUAUUUCCUCUGGUUCGCUCGCUUUCUCUCUCUAUACUCCCACCACUUGCUGCCAUUAAGGCACCUCCAAAAGAAGGCAAAAAGCUCGCGUUUUUUCAACUCCCUGUACUUGACUCCACGGAACCCACGUCAGUGAGAUGAUAGCAUGGGCUUCUUCCGACGACUCUUCGGCGGCGGCGGCGGCGGCGGCGGCGGCUCCAGGGACAAGCGACCCCGCCGGCGCUGGAGCUUCGUCAGAUCGCUCAACGACAGGAGCCGCCUAGCCCUCCCCAGCGCCCCUCGCCACUACCCGUCUCUCGGCCCCGGCGACUUGGACGCCAGCAAGCACGCCAUCGCGGUCGCCGCCGCCACCGCCGCCGUCGCCGAGGCCGCCCUCGCCGCCGCUCAGGCCGCCGCGGAGGUCGUCAGGCUCACCAGCGGCGGGGGCGGCGGGGUCGUGAAAUGCGCCGCUCCGGCGCAGUUCGGCGGCAGCCGCCCGCGCGUGGAGGACUUGGCCGCCGUUCGGAUUCAAUCCGCAUUUCGAGGCUAUCUGGCAAGGAGAGCACUUAGAGCACUGAAAGCCUUAGUGAAACUCCAAGCGCUGGUGAGAGGCCAUAUUGUGAGAAAGCAAAUGACAGACAUGCUCAGGCGCAUGCAGACAUUGGUCCGCGUGCAAGUAAGGGCUCGUGCAGGUCGCUCUUAUACAUCAGUUUCUUCACAUUCCAGCAGCAAGUCCUCUGUAUCUCAUUAUCCGAGAUGUGGCUCAAAUUCAAACUUCAGGGGAAAUAUUGACAUGGAAGGGGCAAAAUUUGGAUCAAAUUGGCUAGACCGUUGGAUGGAAGAAGGCGUAAGGGACGACCAUGGAGAUGCUCCACCAAGACAUCGGCAUGAUGAUGAGAGGAGCUCAAAGAUUCUUGAAGUAGACACUUGGAAGCCUCACUUGAACUCUCAAAGAAACCGGGAAACUUACCAAUCCCUGCAUCAAGCUAUAGAAUCCAACUACAUAAAUCAGAAUGCGAUGGUAUUCGAGUCUCCAUCAAAAUACUCGUCAAGAGCACCUAACCCAGUCCCCAGUUUAUCCUCGGAGGAGAUUCUUUCAUUGAGGUCUCUGCAAUAUCCCGGAGGUAAAGGUGAAAUGCCCAAGUCUGCUGAUAAUAGCCCACAAGUGAAUUCUCUCUCAUCUAGGCCCAGAAGUAGCAGUGCGAGGAGAGGUCCCUUCACACCGACAAGAAGCGAAUGUUCGUGGGGCUUCUUUAAUGGGUACUCAGGUCACCCAAAUUAUAUGGCUAACACGGAAUCGUCUCGGGCCAAGGUGAGGUCACAGAGUGCCCCCAGGCAGAGGCUUGAGUUUGACAGGUAUGGUAUGGCGAAGAGAUCUCUCCAGGCAUCUUGGGAUGCUGGGGCUACUUCGGAAAGGAAUUACCCGCUAUAUGCUGACUUAAGGAGCAAAGGCAAAACAGUCUCCAACCGGUUGGAUAGACUAGGAACUGCCAAUUUGAGGUGACACGGCUUGGUUUUUCUCUUCCUUCGCUUCGGUCGGGUGUUGUGUGGUAAGACAUCUUGAUGCGUGGUAGUGACAUUCUUCAUCAGAUUCACGGGAAGUUUAUCUACGAGUGCAAAACCGUUUUUGAUAUUUUUCCUGUUUUUGCUAGUGGAGUGCUGUUCCCCCGUCUCUCCCUUUGUUAGUCAGAGUGACCCUCUAUUUGUUCCACUCGUCGAUGAACACAAUAAAGCUGUGUACCCGUGACACUGUAAAUUAUGAAUUUACUUGAAUAUCUUAUUCCUCCUUCUGUGUAA